UUUUCUGGGCGCUUUUCUGCAGUCGUCCCACGAACGUUGCCGCAAUUGGUCGACACGAAUCAGUUCGCGAAUAAAAUGACUGCCACGCCCCUCGCCCACUCUCGCCUCCUGGGAAAAACGCUGGCAUAUUGAGCUGUGCGACUAACUAACUUAUAAAAUUAAAUACUUAAAAGCAAGCCCAACAAGUCGAUAGGAAUCUGCCAAAAAUUGACAUAUAGGUGACACAACAAACGCUUAAAAUUUGUGAGAAACUGUGUGAAAACUAGAACUACAAAAUGCUGAAGCUGUUUAAAAAACCCAAAGACAAAAUUCCCAAAUCGGAAAUCAUAACCGAGCCCAAGGAGCCCAAAACACCGCCGGUCUCCAAGUGCGGAAAACCUUUGCAGUUGGACAACUCGCGUUGGGAGCGCCGCCUACACAAAGAGCUGAUGUCCCUGAUUAAGGAGCCGCCACCAGGCGUAACCAUCGACACCGAGAGCGUACAACAAAAUUUAUCAGAAUGGAAAAUAAACAUUAAAGGUUUCGAGGGCACACUUUACGAGGGCGAGGACUUCCAGCUACUUUUCAAAUUCAACAAUAAAUAUCCGUUCGAUUCGCCAGAGGUGACCUUCAUCGGCACUAAUAUACCGGUGCAUCCGCAUGUCUACAGCAACGGACACAUCUGCCUAUCCAUUCUGACCGAGGACUGGUCGCCGGCGCUGUCCGUGCAGUCAGUGUGCCUUAGCAUAGCCUCCAUGUUGAGUAGUUGUCGCGAAAAGAAGCGUCCGCCGGACAACACGCUAUACGUAAAAACCUGUAAUAAGAAUCCUAAAAAGACUAAAUGGUGGUACCACGAUGAUUCUGUUUAGUUGGAUUUGCCAUUUGCGAAUACUGCCUGCUAAUGUUUGCUUUGCGCAUCCACCCAAAAAAAUAAACACCAUUAGCAAUACAGAAGUAGAAAACGGCGAGAUGCCCCCAGAAAUCCAAGAAAUGUGGGACGGCGGCCAAGCACUGCUCGUGAGUGGAGCCUACUAAAACCCAAGUGAACUCGGAUGCGAACGCAAUGUGUAACAUAGCAAAUGAAGUUAGCGAGAAACUUAUGAGUAGUGUUUGGCAAACAAUCGUGGCACAUGCAAACAAUUCUAAUUGUAGCUAUGUGUAAUCAACAAAGGCGUGUGCGAAAAACUAUUAUUAAAUGUUAACAUUUUAAUUAGAUUGUUAAGACCAAAUUUAUGUCUAAAUUAAAUGUUAUGCUACCAUUUAACUACUAAGUGUAUGCAAACCACUUGAACGUUUGAUGGUUCUGGCACCUAUCGCCAGUUGCUGCUUCCACAUUCCACGUGCAUCGUUCGCGGCAUUCUGCCCGAGGAGCGUCACCCAGCACAUACACAUCGCCUCCAUCCCAGCUUAUAUUAAUUUUUUGUAUUUUAUCAUCAUAGAUGAGAAGCAAAACUCAUGCGAUCAUAGUUAAGAUUACGACAUUUUAAAUGUAUUACCAGCCAUAUCCCCGAUCGCUCUCAUUGUCACCAGUCCUGCACUCUGUAAUCUUCCCACAUUGCCCAUGCAUAGGUCGUUAAGUUAACCAGUUCAUAUACUUGGCUAGGAUAGUCCAUCUGUGGCCAAAAAUCUCGCAAGUGGCCCGAACGCAGAACACAUUUACCUCUAACUGUGCAAGUAGAUCUUAGGAUGUGACGAGCUACUCGUCCGACUAUCAUACGAUUUAACUGUAAUCCGUGUAAUGUAUAAAGAGCAAGUUAAAUCCACUGUAUGUUUAUCCAGCGUAUGUCUAUAAAUGCCUAUAAAUAUUUACUGUUAAAAGUAUUUAAAAUAAAAACAAGUCUGUAGUCAAACGA
Messenger RNA from Drosophila sechellia, 1832 nucleotides. Its product is annotated as ubiquitin-conjugating enzyme E2 W. NCBI's taxonomy places the organism in Eukaryota, Metazoa, Arthropoda, Insecta, Diptera, Drosophilidae. The transcript has 5 exons. Bases 276 to 848 code for a protein of 190 amino acids. The record is from RefSeq and is a predicted model, not a curated record.